AUGGAAGAUGACAACGUGCAUGACUUCAAGCUGGUGGAGAACAAGACAUUCUUGGAGUACCUGCCCAUUUGCCGGGCCGGGCGGUCUGCAAGUUGCCCCGGGAGGCUGAACCGGACUGGCUCGGUGGAGUGUCUUUUGCCAGCUUCUCGUCGCUCAAGCCGGAGCGCGAGCUUUGCUUUUGGCCUGCCUAGACCUGGCAACGAAGCGUUGUCAGCUUCCCCCCGCAACAAGCCAAACUAUGCCAAAGCUGGAAGCAAUGAGACGCUGGCAAGCGCAGCUGACACUGCGACCACUACAUGCAGCCAGGAAGAUGCUGAUGAAACAACAAAUGGUCGAGAACCCGGAUGGUCCGCUGGGUCAUCACUCCACCCACAGCGCUGCAAGCCCUGUGCUUGGUUUUGGCGGCCGGCUGGCUGUGCCAGGGGCACAAACUGCCACCACUGCCACACGUGUCUGCCAGGCGAGCUGGUGAGGCGUAGGAAGCAAAACCGGGUGGUUGCCAAGACUUUUCGAAGCCUUGCCAAAGAGCGGCCGCAACUGGCGCUGCCCUCGCAACUGUGCUUUCCCGCCGCAGUUCCCAUGAUGUGGCCGGUGGAAAUGUGCUUUUCGGCUGGCUCAGGCCAUUGA
Effrenium voratum is the source of this 627-nucleotide messenger RNA. The record is from the annotation of a GenBank genome assembly. Lineage: Eukaryota; Dinophyceae; Suessiales; Symbiodiniaceae.